UCGAAUCGCCUGCCCCGAAACGUCACUGCCGAACGUCACAAAAACACCUCGUAUAUCGAAGAGCAGCACAGCAAAAAGGCAAAAGCGCAAAGCGAAAACAUUGCAGCAAAACACUCUGUGAUAACGUGAAUAAUUAUACAAACCGGUUGCACUCUGUUUAAUACGCUGGGUCUUAAAAUAUGUCCAACAAAUACGAAAUCAGACCAUAUGCUAGCGACAGCGACGAUAGCGGAGAUGAGGUCUCGGACAUUGAUGUGGACAAGCUCGAGCCGCUUGAAGCAGGACCCGGGGAACAUAAGCUACAGUACACCUACUGUUUAUGGUUCGGCAAAAAGGGAUCACAUAGAGCGGCGGAGUACGACAAAUCCCUACACUUGGUCGGCCGAUGUGCCAGCGUUGAGCAGUGGUGGUCCCUGUACUGUCACCUAAUAAAACCUACCAGCUUGAAACCUUACCGACGGUUACAUUUGUUUAAGAGCGGUAUCAAACCGAUGUGGGAAGAUCCGAGCAACUCGAAAGGCGGUAAAUGGGUCAUCCGGCUGAAGAAGUCCAAAAUGGACCGGGCCUGGGAGAACGUGUGCAUGGCGAUGCUCGGGGAGCAGUUUCUGGUAGGGUCGGAAAUUUGUGGCGUCGUGCUGUGCACCCAGUACCCCGAGGACGUCCUGUCGGUGUGGAACCGGACGGCAACCGAUACGGUUAGCACCAACCGCAUACGGGACACGCUGCGGCGCAUACUAAACCUACCUCAAUCGCAGCACAUCGAGUACAAACCGCACGGCGACAGUCUGAAGUUUGUGCCAGCCUGAAUCGCCCCUGAAGUCUGGCACACGCAGCAAACCGCCACCAACAACCACUUCCAAAGUCUGAUCGUGUAGACUUUCUCGCCACAGCAUAUGUUUCGAAAUUUUAUUUCGAUUGUUUACACCUCCCCCGCCCCUCCCCGAUUUUUUCCAUAGCCCGAGAAAAGAAAAAAAAAUGGUGCGAUGAUCCAUGAACACAACACGCACCCUACAGCGGCAGCAUCAUCUGCAUCCAUUUUUUCCUACAAUAAACGUUCGUAUAUUAAAGAUUCUAUACAAACAUUACAACACGA
Anopheles stephensi (Asian malaria mosquito) is the source of this 1093-nucleotide messenger RNA. It is a transcript of the gene eIF4EHP, whose product is annotated as eukaryotic translation initiation factor 4E type 2. Lineage: Eukaryota; Metazoa; Arthropoda; Insecta; Diptera; Culicidae. Gene Ontology annotation, molecular function: RNA 7-methylguanosine cap binding; translation initiation factor activity. Bases 180 to 806 code for a protein of 208 amino acids. Gene Ontology annotation, cellular component: eukaryotic translation initiation factor 4F complex. The record is from RefSeq and is a predicted model, not a curated record. Gene Ontology annotation, biological process: translational initiation. The transcript is spliced from 4 exons.